AUGUCAUCAAGUAACGCAGCAAGCCAGGCAGCAGCAUUGGCAGCAUUUAAAGCUAAAAAUGCCGAAACCAAUGAUUCUGAUAAUGACAUAUACAAGAAUAAUAAAUAUGCAAAGCGAACGUUGCAGGCUGACCCAAGGGGUAAUAUACCUCGAGAAUAUUCACAGCCUUACGUUUCCAAAGUUCCUUUAAAAAAACUUGAUGUAUCAGCAUCAAGACUAUCUCGUGGCGGAGAAUCGUCGCCUGCUACUCCGACAUCAAUUCUAACAGAUUCAGGAAUAUAUACCAGUCAUAGAGAUUCCCCUUAUGGGAGAUCUGAAUCGGUAUCUGCAUUCAAGAAUCCUGACAAUGAAUCUAUAGCAAAGAAAACAGACUAUUUUAAUGCAAAGGACGUUUCACAAGAUGUUAAAAAGAGACCAACGUUGAAGCAGAGUCAAACGGCACCUCUCACUGCAAUACAAGGUGUUAAGAAAUCAAUAGACUCUAAAACAAUCCAGAAUAUCAGAGCGAAUAAGGCAUUGUCUCCCAGUAUGCAACCAGAGGAAAUGAUCAAAAAUAUCAAAUCUUCAAUCAAUUCUAAGGCAAAAACGCUGGGGCCUGAAACAAGAGAGAGAAACCAAAGCGCAAUCAAUGAGAUCCGUGAGACCAUUAACCUGAAGAAAGUUUCAACGUAUCGCAAUAAAUCACCAAGUCCAGUAGAGCAAAACAGAAAUAGAAGUCAUAACUUGUCAGAUGAUGAGCCACCACGGGAACAACAAAUUGACGAUAAUGCUUCAUAUUCGUCAUCUGUAUCUACUACUCUGGGAUCAUCAUACUAUCCACAUCCGGAAACACCCAAAAUAGUUGUGAAUCAUGAACUUCCAGAAACUGCACCAAAUAUGUUGAAAAAUUCAAAAUCUAACAGCCAAACAUCAAUUGCGAAUCAAACAAUAGAAGAACUGAAGUCAGAAAAUGAAGACUCCUUUGAUGAAGAAGAUACUUCAAGGGAUGAUUCUCCUCGUCCUCAAAAGUAUGUCUCGCCCAUCUUACUGACCGAAUCUCUGAGUUCAUUUUCCAAAUCGUUUGACGGUGGUAGCAAAGAGAGUUUAUCACAGUCACCUUACAUCAGACGAGGUGCGAACAAGUCCAGCGACAGUAGUCUUAAUGUGAAUGAUGAAAGGAGCAAAGAAAAGCUUCGUAGGAAACCGCCUCCAGAUUUGGACAACGGAUCUCAUUUAAUGACUAUAAAGACCACACCAUGCUUGGAGUCGAACGAAAAUGUUUCUGAUACUUCAAUUGGAUGUUCAUCUAGCAGAUCACUGCUUAACAACUCUGAUUUUUUUGGUUUGUCAGGAGAUGAAAGCUCUUUUCUGUAUGUUCAGAAGGAAAAAGACCCAAGUACAGAAGGUGUCAUCAAUUCUUCCAUGUCCAAAUUCCCCCAAUUUCCAGAUAUUGCGGAAGCGAGACAUCAAAAGCAUUUAGAUCAUAAACCGAAGAUUUUCAAAAAGAAGUAUAAAUUAAAAGGAGGGAAUGAUGCCUUCGUGAAUCCGAUGGACCUGGACGUUGAAUCAGAACUGGACUGGAAACUAGAUUCAGAUGCUCAAGAAAGAAUUUCACGGCCAACGACUCCGGCUGCGCCGCAACAACAUGUUCAAUUGAAAACGACUAUGCGAACAUCAAGCAAGAGGAGCAAGAAAUUACAGUUUAAUGAGAACAAGCCUUGGAAGAAUCAUAGCGAACUCAAUUAUAUUACAGAGCAAGAAAGAAAAAGAUAUGAAGGUGUGUGGACUAGCAAUAAAGGUCUUUAUAUGCAUGCAGUAGUAACCAAGCUAGCCGGCGUAAGUUACGAUGAAACAAAGCCCUCGGACUUCACUGCUACUGAUAAUGAGAUGAUAUCUACAAAAGCGGCAAGGCUCUCAGCUAGCGUUAAAGGAGAAUCAUCGUAUUCAGAUAAUGCUCAGCAAUUUCAUGAUUUGGAGUCGGCAGACAUUGAUCAGUUGAUUCAUGGAGUAGUCGUGAAGAGACUUUGGAUGAGAAGUCGUCUUCCUAGAGAAACAUUGGAAACCAUUUGGAACCUCGUGGAUUUCAGAAAAGAUGGAACUUUAAAUAAGCAAGAAUUUUUGGUCGGCAUUUGGCUCGUCGAUCAAUCACUUUAUGGGAGGAAAUUACCUAAAAAAGUGGAUGAUGUAGUUUGGGAUAGCCUCGGAAAUAUUGGAAUUAAUGUUAUGAUUAAGAAAAAAGGUAGAAGAUGA
Priceomyces carsonii is the source of this 2229-nucleotide messenger RNA. It is a transcript of the gene IRS4, whose product is annotated as Irs4p. The coding region runs from base 1 to 2229 and encodes 742 amino acids. The record is from RefSeq and is a predicted model, not a curated record. NCBI's taxonomy places the organism in Eukaryota, Fungi, Ascomycota, Pichiomycetes, Serinales, Debaryomycetaceae. Gene Ontology annotation, molecular function: protein binding. The transcript has a single exon.